GUGCUGUAGUGUUUUAACUUGACCCUUUGACCAAUUAAUAGCACGGAAAUACAUCAGUUACAGGCGCAUAGUGUCUACUGGGUUACUUUGCGCAUAUUAGAUGUAUACACUGGAUUACAGACAUGAAAUGUUUCAUAGAAAUCUGUCUUCUUGUAUACAUUUAUUGUGCUUUGGUGACAGCAAAAGCUUGUACUUCCGGUUGGUUCGGUUCUGAAUGUCAGUUCAAGUGUCACUGCAGCGCUAAUGGCGUAUGUGACGCUAACGGUCGAUGUCCAACAAAAUGUGACAAAGGAUGGUUUGGAUUGUCAUGCCAGUAUCAGGAUUUGGCUUCAACUGCCACUACAAUAACAAUAACGCCAAGACAUGCCACAUUUACCUGGCUGAGAGACAAUGACGAGUCAACAUGCAAUGAGGAUAAGAAUCUUGCAUCGAUACACUUGACUUGGAACACACCAUUUCCUUUUACCUGGCUAAGACUCAAAUUCAACUCUCAAGGUCUAACAGGGCUAUUUACUAUAACCUUCAAAACCAAACACUCUUUCACUAUGAGUUGUAACAAUGAAUACUACAGUACUGCUGACAAUACAACAGUGGACUACAAGUGUGAUAUAAACGAAGAGAUAAAUGACCUGACACUAACAGGACCUGGUCUCAAGUCAAUAUGUUCUUUCUAUAUCAGUGGAGGUCGAAAUGUUGCCUUACGCCAACCAGCAGUGCAAACAACGACAUUGGAAAGUUCAUCAGCGACUUUGGCUGUCGACGGGCUAACAGAGUGUACCUACUAUUUGGGCUCCACGAGCCAUACUUACACUUUUGCUGAUGCAUACCCAAGCUGGACACUGAAUCUCAACGCUCCUAAAGCGGUCAAUAGAUUUGUGAUAUAUAACAGAGCUGACUGUUGUUUGAUCCGUUUAAAAAACUUUAUCUUGACAUCGUUUGAUAUCAACAACAACACCUUGUGGACCUAUCAAGACCCAAGUUCCGAGCCUUUAUUAGUCUACACGUUUACCACAAUACAAAGUGAUCCCGUGUUCAAGAUAAGAAUAGUCCCAACAAACAAACUGAGUGAAGACUCUCACUAUGUAUUAUCAUUGUGUGAAGUCAUUAUGUAUGGAGACUGUGUGCCAGGAAGCUGGGGUUUGGAAUGUAAUAAAACUUGUCCCAUGGAAUGUUCAGGCUCGUGUCAUCAAGAAACAGGAAUGUGUUUUAAAUGCCUUGGUUGCACAGUGUGUCCAAGUGGUCAGUGGGGUCCUGAUUGUACUGACCAGUGCAGUACGGCUUGUUACAACAGAUCAUGUGAUAGGACGACUGGACUUUGUGAUAAAGGAUGUCAAGGAUUCGCUAAUGCGCCCUACUGUAAUACAACAUGUCCAAGUGGUCAGUGGGGUCCUAACUGUACCAACCAGUGCAGUGAAAAAUGUUACAACGGAUCAUGUGAUAGGACUUCUGGUGUUUGCGACAAGGGAUGUGACGGAUUUACCAAUCCGCCCUUUUGUAAUGCAGCAUGUCCAAGUGGUCAGUGGGGCCUCAACUGUAUCCAGCAGUGCAGUGAGAAUUGUUACAACAGAUCAUGUAAAGUUACAACUGGUGUUUGUGACCAGGGGUGUAUCGGAUUUACGGAUCCACCAUUUUGCAAUACAGUAUGUCCAGUUGGUCAGUGGGGUCCUAACUGUACAAAACAGUGCACUAUAAAUUGUUACAAUGAGUCAUGCGAUGCGAGAACUGGUCAAUGUGACGAAGGCUGUCCAGAAUUGACAAAUCUACCCAAUAGUGAUACAGAAUGUCCAAGAGGUCAGUGGGGUUCAAACUGUACCAACCAGUGCAGUGGGAAUUGUUACAGAAGAUCGUGUGAUAGAACAACUGGACUUUGUGACAAAGGAUGUAACGGAUUUACGGAUCCGCCAUUGUGUAGUGCAGUAUGUCCAAGUGGUCAAUGGGGUCUUAACUGUAUCAACCAGUGCAGUAUACACUGUUACCAUAGAUCAUGUGAUAGGACAACUGGUCAGUGUGACAAAGGAUGUCAUGGAUAUCUUAAUCCACCCUACUGUAAUACAGCAUGCCCAAGUGGUUAUUUUGGUAUCAACUGUAUCAACCAGUGCAGUAUGAAUUGUUAUAAUGGAUCGUGUAAUAGGACUUCAGGUGUUUGUGACAAGGGAUGUAGCGGAUUUACGGAUCCACCUUUUUGUACUACAGCAUGUCGAAGGGGUCAAUGGGGUCCUAACUGUACCAAUCAGUGCAGUAAAAACUGUUUCAAUGGAUUAUGUGAUAGUACAACCGGUCAGUGUAGCCAAGGCUGUCAAGGGUUUACUAAUCCACCAUCUUGUGAUACAGCAUGUCCGAGUGGUCAGUGGGGCCUCAACUGUAUCACCCAGUGCAGUAUCCAUUGUUACAACAGAUCUUGUGAUAGGACAACUGGUGCUUGUGACAAGGGAUGUAAUGGAUUUACUGAUCCUCCGUAUUGUACUACAGUAUGUCCAAGUGGUCAGUGGGGUUCGAACUGUAGUUACCAGUGCAGCGUGAACUGUUACAACAGAUCAUGUGAUAGAAUAACUGGACUUUGUGACAAGGGAUGUAACGGAUUUACGGAUCCACCAUUUUGUAAAGAAGUAUGUCCAAGAGGUCAGUGGGGUCCUAACUGUACCAAUAAGUGCAGCAUGAACUGUUACAAGGAAUCAUGCGAUAGUACAACUGGUCAGUGUGACGAAGGAUGCAACGGAUUUACGAAUCCACCAUUAUGUAAUUUAGCAUGCCCAAGUGGUCAGUGGGGUUCAAACUGUACCAACCAAUGCAGUGCGAAUUGUUACAACGGUUCAUGUGAUACAUCAACUGGACGGUGUGACAAUGGAUGUAACGGGUUUAUGGACCCACCAUUUUGUAAUGCAGCAUGUCCAAGUGGUCAAUGGGGUUCGAACUGUACCAAUAAGUGCAGUGCGAAUUGUUACAACAGAUCAUGUGAUAGGAGAACUGGACAGUGUGACAAUGGAUGUAGUGGAUUUAUGGACCCACCAUUUUGUAAUGCAGUAUGUCCAAGUGGUCAAUGGGGUCCAAACUGUACCAACCAGUGCAGUAUAAAUUGUUACAAUGGAUUAUGCGUUAGUACAACUGGUCAGUGUGACAACGGAUGCAACGGAUUUACUAAUCCACCAUAUUGCAACGCAGCAUGUCCAAAUGGUCAGUGGGGUCUAAACUGUAUCGACCGGUGCAGCAUAAAUUGUAACAAAAGAUCAUGUGAAAGCACAUCUGGUUUAUGUGACAAGGGAUGUAACGGAUUUGCAGAUCCACCAUUUUGCACUAUGGUAUGUCCAAGUGGCCAGUGGGGUCCUAACUGCAGCAACCAGUGCAGUGAGAAUUGUUUCAAUGGAUCGUGUGAUAGUACAACUGGUCUGUGUGACAAAGGAUGCAACGGAUUUAUUAAUCCGCCCUAUUGUGAUACAGUUGCAGAUUUGAAGACAGCAGAUUUGAAAACCACGGAUUGUCCAGCAGGUUUUCACGGUACUAACUGUAGUCUCCAAUGUUCUUCCAACUGUAAUGAGAAUGUAUGUAAUAGAUUUGGUCUCUGUAUUUCAUGUAAAGCUGGAUUUGCUGGUCUCUACUGUGAACUAGUGACAGACACAGAUUCCGGUGGUUACACAUUUACCUCAGGAGUUGGUGUUGGAAUAGUUGUUGGUGCUGUUGCUGUCGUGAUUGUUGUGGCUGCAGUUCUAUGUCGACGGAGAAAGAAGCAGCCAAAGCAUCAAAGCCAUGACGAGUCAAACCACGGAACCAUACUCCAAGUUUAUCGGAGUGUCAAUAAACUGAAUGUAUACAGUCAUUUGAACGAAGAGACCACUGAACCAGAUGAAGUUGAAGCAGAUUUAAGAAAAUCACACGAACUCUGAAAAUUCAGCCAACACAAUUUAUGGGAACAUGUAAAUGUGCACAGCAAUUUUCAAAAUAUCUGAUAAUAUUGUUAACUAUUGCAAUGGACAGUAAUGUUUUGUUCCGUAAUUAUAAACACAUUUACAUAAGAGGUUACAAUUUUAAAGAAACCAGCAGACGGUUGGUAGUAAAAAAGAUACAAUCGUCUCAUUCUGAGUAUGCAUUUUGAAAUUGACAUUUACAAAUAAAAUUCUGUAAAUAUUUUAGUUUUUGUAUUUGUUAAACAAAACGACAUGAGUAUAAAAUAAGCAUGCAUUUAUUUUUUUAAAAUUUUUUACUGUGAUUAAAAUAUUUUGUACAGGAA
Molecule: messenger RNA, 4222 nt
Organism: Biomphalaria glabrata
Lineage: Eukaryota; Metazoa; Mollusca; Gastropoda; Planorbidae
Product: multiple epidermal growth factor-like domains protein 10
Exons: 26
Coding region: 123-3878 (1251 amino acids)
Molecular function (GO): scavenger receptor activity; protein binding
Source: RefSeq, a predicted model, not a curated record